AAAUGUGGCAACUUUUGCAAAUGUCAAGCGUUCGAGCAACUCAAAUUUUGACAUUUCUUGCGCGCAAAAGUGACAAAAUCGGCAUCAGCGAAAUUCAUGAUGAAAAAUAUGAGCCCGGAGCUAAGUCGCAAUUUCACCAAGCAACAACUCGACAAAUCGACAUCAGCGAAAUUCAUCAUGGAAGAUAUGAGCCCGAAGCUAAGCCACAAUUUCACCAAGCUCCUAGUGAGAAGCCGGCUCGAAAUGGAGCACGAAUUUUCUGCGGGGAAACGUAAAAAGUCAGUUUUAUGGGCAAAAGUGGUCAACAAAAUGAGUAUGGUUAAUGCGGAUGUUCCAAAAUCGAAGGACCUAAUGCAAAGAAAGUUUUUGAAUUUAUUUGCGACAUACAAACGUAUAAAGAGGCGAAAUGAGCAGACUGGGAGAGAGGCAACAAGCUGGGAGUUUUUUGAAGAGUUCGACGAUGUGUACGGUAGGCGGCAUUCCAUUCAACCGCCAGCCAAAAACCUUCAAGGCUCCUUAAUGGAUAGCGCUGAAGUGUGUGAAGGGAGUGGAGACGAUAAUACUGACUACUCUUCCGAAAGUCAACUCGUAAACGAACGACGAAAGCGUCCAAAGACUGCCGCCAACGAAGCAUUGGAAUUUUUAAAGAAUGAGGCUCUAAAAGAACAAACACGUCAUGAAGAAGUGCUACAAUUCGAAAAAGAAAAAUUGAAUUUUGAAAAAGAAAAAAUAAACGUAAUGAUGAAGUUGCGGGAAACUUUAGAAAAGUUAACCGAAAAGUAAAAAAAAAAAAUUUGA
Bactrocera neohumeralis is the source of this 798-nucleotide messenger RNA. RefSeq lists its product as uncharacterized. The coding region runs from base 97 to 783 and encodes 228 amino acids. NCBI's taxonomy places the organism in Eukaryota, Metazoa, Arthropoda, Insecta, Diptera, Tephritidae. The transcript is spliced from 3 exons. The record is from RefSeq and is a predicted model, not a curated record.